Molecule: messenger RNA, 492 nt
Organism: Pteronotus mesoamericanus
Lineage: Eukaryota; Metazoa; Chordata; Mammalia; Chiroptera; Mormoopidae
Gene: SPMIP11
Product: sperm microtubule inner protein 11
Exons: 4
Coding region: 1-492 (163 amino acids)
Source: RefSeq, a predicted model, not a curated record
AUGGCCUUCUUCAACUUAUAUCUACUGGGAUAUCAAAAUUCCUUUCGUCACAAGAAAAGGGACACAAGUGAAAAAACAAACCAUAAGGAACUGGUGUCCAUGAGGCUUCCCCCAAUUAACUCAGAAGAUGGGAAUUAUUCUGUGCACCAGAAUAGCCAUACAAGGUACCACACAGCUGUCAGGAAGAUGUUGUUAAAGACAUUCCCCAAUCAAGUCUUCAGAGUCCCCUUGACUGAUGCUCAGAACUUCAGCUUCUGGAGGUCCCACGAUCCAGGAGUGCGCCCAGAGGAAACCAUGCCAUGGAUCCGGGGCCCUCGCCACUGCCUCAUUAAAAGCCCGAUGACCAGGCUUAUGGACCACUCUAUCCUCAAUGACAGAAUCUUCCGUCUGUAUUUGAGCAGGAUGUGUUUGCGGAAGGACAGGAUAGGCUGUGGAAGAAGGACAAAGAAGGGGAAAGAGGAAGAAAGUGUGCUGGUUCCGAUGGCUGACUAA